AUGCCCAACGACGACGCAUACAGCAAGCCUUCGCCACCGUCGGAAGCCCCGCACGCCCCUGGGGCACCACCGCAGGGCAAGGCCGGGGGCUUCGGCAAAGCGGCCGGGGGCUUCGGCAAAGCGGCCGGGGCGCUGCUCGGGACCACGGGCGGCGCGGGCGCCGGGGGCAGCGGCGGCUUUGGCGGCUCAGGCUCGGGGGCGUCGGGCAUGGGCGCCGCCGCGAGCAAGAAGUCCCCGCGGCUGCCCAAGUGCGCGCGGUGCAGGAACCACGGCUACGCGUCGCCGCUCAAGGGCCACAAACGCUUCUGCAUGUGGCGGGACUGCCAGUGCAAGAAAUGCAACCUGAUCGCAGAGAGACAGCGCGUGAUGGCCGCGCAGGUGGCCCUGAGACGGCAGCAGGCCCAAGAGGAGGAAUUGGGCAUCAGCCACCCCAUCCCGCUGCCCAGCGCGGCUGAGCUACUCGUCAAGAGGGAGAACGACAGCAGCACCCCAUGCCUGAUGACUGAGGGCAGCAGCACCUUGCAGCCCCCGCCGGCCAGCACCCCGACCACGGCAGCGCCAGGUAACCCUGGCCGGGUGGUCAUCCAGGAUAUUCCUGCUGUCACCAGCAGAGGGCACGUGGAGAACACACCUGACCUCGUUUCCGACUCCACCUACUACAGCAGCUUUUACCAGCCGUCUCUGUUCCCUUACUACAACAAUCUGUACAACUACCCGCAGUACUCCAUGGCCUUAGCCACUGACUCCCCUUCCGGGGACAUGGGAAGCCCUCUCGGGGGCUCCCCUGUGAAGAACAGCCUUCGGAGCCUCCCAGCCCCUUAUGUGCCUGGUCAGACAGGAAACCAGUGGCAGAUGAAAAACUCGGAGAGCCGCCACGCAGUGAGUUCCCAGUACAGGAUGCAUUCUUACUACCCGCCUCCCUCCUACCUGGGCCAGAGCGUGUCCCAGAUCUUCACCUUUGAGGACGGCCCCUCUUACUCGGAAGCCAAAGCGAGUGUAUUCUCGCCACCCAGCAAUCAAGAUUCUGGCUUGGUUUCCCUCUCCAGCAGCUCUCCUAUUAGUAACGAGAGCUCAAAGGGAGUGCUCGAAUGUGAGUCUGCCUCGGAGCCCAGCAGCUUUGCGGUCACUCCUGUCAUCGAGGACGACGAAUAAUCGGGCACCCCGAUGCCUUUGGCCAUUCACCUGGAGUGGCAGGUUUAUUCCGUUUAUACACAGGGUUUGUUGUUAACAUUUUGCCUUGACU
Molecule: messenger RNA, 1243 nt
Organism: Eubalaena glacialis (North Atlantic right whale)
Lineage: Eukaryota; Metazoa; Chordata; Mammalia; Artiodactyla; Balaenidae
Gene: DMRT1
Product: doublesex and mab-3 related transcription factor 1
Exons: 5
Coding region: 1-1152 (383 amino acids)
Biological process (GO): sex differentiation; regulation of transcription by RNA polymerase II
Cellular component (GO): nucleus
Molecular function (GO): DNA-binding transcription factor activity, RNA polymerase II-specific; RNA polymerase II cis-regulatory region sequence-specific DNA binding
Source: RefSeq, a predicted model, not a curated record